This is a messenger RNA of Trifolium pratense (red clover), 1465 nucleotides long. Its product is annotated as alcohol dehydrogenase-like 6. NCBI's taxonomy places the organism in Eukaryota, Viridiplantae, Streptophyta, Magnoliopsida, Fabales, Fabaceae. The transcript is spliced from 10 exons. Gene Ontology annotation, biological process: formaldehyde catabolic process. The record is from RefSeq and is a predicted model, not a curated record. Gene Ontology annotation, cellular component: cytosol. Gene Ontology annotation, molecular function: zinc ion binding; S-(hydroxymethyl)glutathione dehydrogenase [NAD(P)+] activity. The coding region runs from base 182 to 1312 and encodes 376 amino acids.
AAACUUAGAAUUCAUUUUUUGAUUAUAUUGAAAAGGAAAAAGGAAGAGAGUCAUAUAUUCCUCCACCUACCACCAACAUCACCACCACCACCAACAACAACAAUUGAAGUGUCUCUUGACUUUAGCUGCUUUCUAGUUCUUCUUCAUCUUCUGAGACAGCAACAGCCAACAGCCACCCAAAAUGGCAUCAUCAACCCCUCAAGUCAUAACCUGCAAAGCUGCAGUGGCAUGGGGAGCUGGAGAGGCAUUGGUAAUUGAGGAAGUGGAAGUUAGUCCUCCUCAACCAUUGGAGAUUAGGAUUAAGGUUGUCUCCACCUCUCUCUGUCGUAGUGAUCUUUCUGCUUGGGAAUCUCAUGCCAUAUUUCCUCGCAUAUUUGGCCAUGAAGCAUCUGGGGUUGUUGAGAGUGUAGGGCAAGGAGUGACUGAAUUCAAAGAAGGGGACCAUGUGUUAACAGUUUUCAUUGGAGAAUGCAUGUCAUGCAGGCCGUGCAAAUCAGGAAAAAGUAAUGUUUGUCAAGUUUUGGGAUUGGAAAGAAAGGGUUUAAUGCAUAGUGAUCAAAAGACGAGAUUUACAGUAAAAGGGAAGCCUGUUUAUCAUUAUUGUGGUGUUUCAAGUUUUAGUGAAUAUACCGUCGUCCAUUCUGGAUGUGCCGUGAAAGUCGGUCCUCAUGUACCUCUUGAGAAAAUAUGCCUUCUUAGCUGUGGUGUUGCUGCAGGUCUAGGUGCAGCAUGGAACGUUGCUGAUGUGACAAAAGGAUCAACAGUGGUUAUAUUUGGUCUUGGAACUGUUGGCCUUUCUGUUGCUCAAGGCGCCAAACUAAGGGGUGCUUCUAGAAUAAUUGGUGUUGACAACAAUCCACGGAAGUGUGAAAACGCUAAAUCUUUUGGGAUUACGGAAGUUGUUGAUCCGAAUUCGUACAAAGAACCUAUCGUGCAGGUUAUUAAGCGCAUUACUGAUGGUGGCGCAGAUUUCUGUUUUGAAUGUGUAGGUGACACUGAUAUGAUAACCACCGCAUUGCAAUCAUGCUGUGAUGGAUGGGGUUUGACUGUAACACUUGGUGUACCGAAGGUGAAGCCUGAGAUGUCAGCUCAUUAUGGACUAUUCCUGACGGGAAGAACAUUAAAAGGAUCUCUAUUCGGAGGAUGGAAACCUAAAACUGAUCUUCCUUCGUUAGUAGAGAAGUAUGUGAACAAGGAAAUCCAGAUUGAUGAUUACAUAACACACAAUUUGCAAUUUGAUGACAUUAACAAAGCUUUCAAUCUCAUGAAGGAAGGAAAGUGUCUUCGUUGUGUUAUCCAUAUGCCAAGAUGAUUCCUUUGGCUACUUGUUUCUUUCAUGAAAAGUGAAAAAUUAUUGAAGAAAUUAUGAUCCUAGAGUGUGUAGAAGAAAUUAACUAUUUUGCCUGGUUAACGGUGUACAUGGAUGAGAAUUGUCAAUUCUAAAAGUACAAUAUUCAUCACUCCA